UGCUGCCCCAGCUGUGUGCCCACAACCAGCCCCCUGUGCCCUCCACCACAGCCCUGUGGUGCUCUCCCACUCCAGCUCCACAGGCUGCAGUCAGAACUAACACAACCCAUGCCAGCAAAAGCCCAAGCCCCACACCAGGUGUCUUUUGACAGUACCUUCCCACGUCCCUGUUUGUGUGUGGCACAGUAUGUGCCAGGCUUGGCCUGUCUCUGCUGCCCCUGCCCACAGCUGCCCACAAGGCCACAGGGAGACCUUAACCUGGCCAGCCAUGAGCCACGUGGCUCCCUGGCUGCUAUAAAGCUCGUGGUCUCCAGGGGUUGAGCCUGUCUCCUUUCAGGAUGGCGUUCCUGUGGGUGGUUGCCUGCCUGGCCCUUGCCAGCGCCGUCUCAGGCUGCGGGGUGCCCGCCAUCAGCCCCUCGGUGGCCUACAGCGAGAGGAUUGUCAACGGGCAGAACGCUGUGCCCGGCUCAUGGCCCUGGCAGGUGUCCCUGCAGACCCGCACAGGAUCCCACUUCUGCGGCGGCUCCUUGAUCAACCAGUACUGGGUCGUCACAGCUGCCCACUGCAACUUCGACCCGCGCAGCCACGUUGUCGUCCUCGGGGAAUAUAGCCUUGCUUCCAAUGCUGAGGCCGUUCAAGUGAAGACCGUGUCCAGGGCCAUCACCAACCCCGGCUGGAACCCCAACACCAUGAACAACGACAUCACCCUGCUGAGGCUGUCCUCGCCCGCCCAGCUGAACUCCCGUGUGUCCACCAUCUGCCUGGCCCCUGCCAACCUGGUUCUGCCCAACAACGCCCGCGCCGUCACCACCGGCUGGGGACGCACCAACCCCAACUCCCAAGCCUUGGCAUCAGUCCUGCAGCAGGUGACCGUGCCCCUCAUCUCCCAGAGCCAGUGCAUGCAGUACUGGGGCAACCGCAUCACCAGCGCCAUGAUCUGUGCCGGUGGGGCUGGUGCCACCUCCUGCCAGGGUGACUCUGGUGGACCUCUGGUGUACCAGAGUGGGAAUGGCUGGACCCUGAUUGGCAUUGUCUCCUGGGGAACCUCCAACUGCAACAUCAACACGCCGGCCAUGUACACUCGUGUCAGCAUGUUCCGUAACUGGAUCGACACCGUCGUUGCUCAGGGCUAAAGCUGCUGCCAGCGUGAUCCCUUC
Prinia subflava (tawny-flanked prinia) is the source of this 1157-nucleotide messenger RNA. RefSeq names its product chymotrypsin like (gene CTRL). Gene Ontology annotation, molecular function: serine-type endopeptidase activity. Gene Ontology annotation, biological process: proteolysis. The record is from RefSeq and is a predicted model, not a curated record. Bases 339 to 1133 code for a protein of 264 amino acids. The transcript is spliced from 7 exons. Lineage: Eukaryota; Metazoa; Chordata; Aves; Passeriformes; Cisticolidae.